AUGCUAGAAAUGUAUCCUUAUCUUGAAGUAGGAAAGCAACUUUGUCAUUCACAUUAUUGUAGUAUAGUGGAACCUAACCGUGGGCAAUAUAAGCGAAAGAGAAUAAAAAACCAGGAAUGUAGUAGAGAAAGUAGUAGGAAAAGAGUUAACCAUAUUGAAGAAACUAGGGAAGGAGCCUUAAUAAAUGAUCCAACAUUUGCAUCAAAUGUAAAAACCCUAACGAGUGUGUUGUAUAAUAAGCAACGUCGGGAGUCUUCUAAUUUGGAAUUGGAUCCAACACAAUUUCAGCAUAUGAUUGAAGAAGCAAAUCCUGAACUUAAAGGAUUCUUUCCUUUAAUGGUAAAUACAAUUAUUCCAAGAGAUCGAUCAGCUCAUAAUAAAUUGGAGGCUAAAAAAUCAAUUGUAGCAUUAUGUUACAUAAUUGCUGGUUUACGUAACAAAUUUGUCAACCAGUUUAAAAUAGAAGUCGGGUUAUAUCUAGCAGCAUCAGGAGCUACUUGGGAAGCUAUUGAUACAAUGUCAAGUCUCGGAUUCUCAGCAUGUGGUAAGACAGUUGCAGAUUUUCAAAAAAAAAUUCAAACAAACCAUACACUUAAAAUUGAGAAUCAUUUUUCAGAAAAGGGGAAUUGCUUACACAUUUACAAUGUAGAUGAUUACCAUGCUAUUCAUGAAAAAAGAAGGCCAGAUACAGUAUCAACGUCAGUGGCAAAACAUUUCACUACUUGUGUCGCAAAACCCGUUGUAGAAUGUCUUGCAGUACCACUUACAUUUAAUGGUAUAUCUAUUCACAAUCCAAAUAAUAUUGAAGCUCCAAGGAUUUGUUGGUAUUUACUCAACAAAUAUACUGGGAUAUUUGAUGUUUCAUAUACAAAUCUUCAAGAACAUCAAGGUAUUAAUACUUUUGAUCGUAUUGAACUUUUAACAGUUCAUAUUUAUGAUGAUGCUAUUGCAGAACGAAAGGAAGAGAGGUCAAUGAACGGGCUACAAUUAAUUGGUCUUAAAGAACAGAAUUUGCAUUCAAUGCAGGAUUAUUUAAAAGCAUUACAAAUAAUUUUAGCUAUAAAUAAAAAAACAAAGCAUUUAGAAAACCAAGUUGCACCAAUUGUUGCAGAUUGGCCUGGACAACUGUUUAUUAGAAAAGCAUUAACACAUUUGCAUAUGUCAGGAUUACAAUCUGCUAUUCCACAAGAAAUUAAAUCAUUUAUACCAAUGUUAGGACCACUUCAUCUUUCUCUUAAUAGUAGAGAACAUGUUAUGAUAAUUUAUUAUUCUUUUUUUGAACAAAUGUUUCAUUUUGUAUUUGGUGAACGUAAAAAACUAGCCAAAAAACCUAAACCAUGGCGAAUAAACCUUCUUCUAGAACUUGCACGAAGUGGUUGGCUUAAAAUUAAAAAUAAAAUUAUGCAAAAAUUUGAUUCAACAUGCAAGGAUGUUGAAUAUCGAACAGCAAUUGAUUUAUUGGAUAAUUUAAUUCCCGCUACACUUGAUGUUUAUGCAAUUUUAUUUAGGUCUGGUUCAUUUGAAAAAUAUGUAGAAACUGUAUUUCGCAUCUGGACCUUUGCAUUACGAUGGAAAAGAAAAAAUUACAAUAAAGCUCCUCUUGUAUUCUUAUCAGAUCUAUUCUAUUGGCAGGAUACCCAUCAUCCAUUUGCUGAUGCGAUCGAAAAAUACCUAUCAUGUUUUAAUGAUUAUUAUGUUGAAAAUGCUCAUAGUCGAAUAAGAGCAAAUACAUCAUCAAAUGCAACCGUUGAAAACAUUAUAAAACAGGCCUAUGUUAUUGCAGACCAUGAUCCAAUAUUUAAAGAUACAUAUUGUAAAACUCGUCAUUAUCCAUAUAGCCCAUCUAAACUCGAUUUUCUAUCAGAUAAAACAAGCCUUUUUCUGUUAAAAUACUUUCACAAUAUAUUUUGCAAUCAAAACAAUAGUAUUCCGGUAUAUAGCAAUGGAAAAAAAAAGAAACUAAAGGGGUAUAAACUAGCUACCUUAGGAAAAGAAAUAGAUUUGCGCCAUUUACCAACAGCAUACAGCACAUCACAUCCACCACAACUAGGAUUAUGUGACUAUUGUAAACUUCAAAUGAAUGAUGAUAGUGUAGUACUUGUCUGUGGCCAUGGUUAUCAUUCAGCUUGCUAUGAUAAGAGGUGUGUUUAUUGUGAAAAUUUUUAUAAAAACGGUAUCUAUGAAAAUGUAAAUGCAUUUUUAAAAAGGAUUGAAAAAGGAACAGAUAUGCUUACACAGGAUGAUCUAGAUAAUGAAAUUAUUGAAGAUGAGGAAGAAGGGACGGAGGAGACAGAUUGUGAACAGACAGAUAUAUCUGCCGCAUUAGCACUAGCAAUUAACAAUAUAAAUUACUGGUAA
Rhizophagus irregularis DAOM 181602=DAOM 197198 is the source of this 2358-nucleotide messenger RNA. NCBI's taxonomy places the organism in Eukaryota, Fungi, Glomeromycota, Glomeromycetes, Glomerales, Glomeraceae. The record is from RefSeq and is a predicted model, not a curated record.